AUGCCAAACUUACAAAAUGGACAAGGAUAUUUGCAGCAAUUAAAGACAGAUGGUGGAAAUGGUGAGUACUGUAGGGUACUGUAGAUUCAGUGUACUGUAGUAGGGGGGGGGGGAGGAAUAUUCGCAUCCCGCGUCCUAGAAAGCCUAGUUUUCAAGCAACCGAGCCUAGAGGAACUAAUUGUCUAGAACCUGCAUCUAGAAAUCCACUCUGGCAAGAAGUCGCGGCUUGAGAACCUUUGUGACUAGGUACGGCACCUUGGUAUCUGUAACUGUAAAGUACUGUAACUGUAAUUCAGAGUACUGUAAUUUUAAGAGGAAAUUCUGUUUAAAAAUUUUCCAUUUCUUAUUUAUUGAUCUAAAUUUCCUCUCCUAGAAAAAAAUAAAUUAUAUCUUCGGCUACUGUAGGCUUAAAAUAAUGUAGUUAUAAGAAAUUAUUCAUUAAUCCUUUUAAAAUUUUUUAAUCAGGUUUUCUAUCAAAACAGUUAGGCUUAUACGUAUUACUCACACUCCAAAAAAAAACAAAAUUAAUUAUAACUUUGCAUUUUUUUUCGUCAAUUGUCAGCUGACUUCGAAUAUGUACUUAAGUACAAUAUGAGUUUAUGAGCUUAUUAAUUCUUCAGUUGAACCAAAGACCGAAAUAGAGAAAAAUAAUUGGGGGAAAGCAGCGAGAUAAGACAUGGAUGUGGAUGUUAAUUGGAUUUUGCGUGGGCUUUUCUUUUUUAUGAGAUUUUGAAUGAGCAACAAAAAAAACAAUGUUUUUGGCCACAAAUAUAUCGACAAGCAUUUAUAUGUUUUUUUUCUCAGAAUGGUUUUACAUUGGUGUCGGAGGUGUUGUUGGAUUGGCGAGUCUUAUCUCGAUGAUUGCCUUGUUGGCAGUUCGCAAACGUCGACAAUAUCCAUCGCUUCUUUUGCCGCCACAAAAACAAGUGAUCGCAGUUCGCGGUGGAUUUGCUAAAGGUCCUGGUGGUUUGAAACAAUCGCCUUCGCCACUUCAAUCGCCUCUUUCAAAUGAUUCGACACCGUCGCCAAAUGUUCCAUUCCAGACAUUGUUGGAAGAUCGAACAAGAAAAGUGAGUCAUAAAAUAUUUGAAGACAUAUUUUAUUUGGUGAGCGGAAAAUUGCUCAUUUUUUGUCAAUUUUUUUCAAUGCCAAUUUUUUUCAAUGAAAAAAUCGAAAUUCUUUUCUGUGAACUUUUUUUGAGAACAAUAUAAGUGGAAGUCAAAACUAAUUUCAAUUUUCAGCUCUCACCAUCCGAACUUCCAUCAGAACGCGGUAACAUCACAUUCACACUCAGUUACGAUCCAGUCAGUCUCUCACUUCAAAUCGGAGUUGUCAACUGUCGUCAUCUUUGUGAAAUGGUUGUAUCACGUGAUGGACAAUGCUUGCUCGAUCCUUAUGUCAAAUUGCAACUUUUGCCAGAACGUGAACAUCGUGUUAAGACACGAAUUGUUCGUAGUACAACUGAUCCGGUUUAUGAUGAGCAAUUUACUAUGUAUGGAGUGACGAAUGAACAAGUCAAUAUGAGCACUUUGCAUUUCCAGGUGAGCAUUUUUUGAAUAAUUUCGUAUGUGUACUGUGCUCCAUCGUAGUGGAUCUUUCAUUACUGAAACAAUACAAAAUUGUGAUCUAGUAGGCUCCGCCAAAUUUUUAUCACACAUAGUUAGAAUUUCGUAUAUUCCAAGAAUAAUAAAUAAUUCUAGGUUGUCGCAUUCGAUCGAUAUAGUCGUGACACCGUCGUCGGUGAAUGCGUUUACCGUCUCAUCGAUGCCGAGCUCACAAUCCAUCCCGAAAUGCGUGUCGAACUUCCGCUCCUUCCACGCGCCACUGACAGCGUCGCUGCACGCGGUGAAGUUCUUCUAUCUCUCACCUACCAAGCCGCUUUCAACAACAUGACAAUCGUUGUGUUGAAAGCUCGCGGAUUGAGCAGAAAUGACGCGGGAACCGCUGAUCCGUAUGUCAAAUUGUAUUUGAGAAAAGAGUCGGGAGAACGUAUUGUGAAGAAGAAGACGCAUGUUCGACGAUCCACUUUGAAUCCGGUUUAUAAUGAAAGUUUCGUUUUCGAAUUGCCAGAAGAUGGUUUGGAGAGAAGUGUUAUUGAUCUACAGGUUCGUAAUUUCAUUGUAAAGUUUUAAAAAUUUAACUCUAAUAAAACUUACUUCAGGUUAUCAACCACGAUCGAAUCAAUAGAAAUGACGUGAUUGGCCGUGCUCUUUUGAACAUGGAAGAUUCGCACGUCGUCGAAGUUUUGGAAAAUCCUGGAAGACAAGUUGCCCAAUGGCAUCAUCUUGAUUAA
Caenorhabditis angaria is the source of this 2293-nucleotide messenger RNA. The record is from the annotation of a GenBank genome assembly. NCBI's taxonomy places the organism in Eukaryota, Metazoa, Nematoda, Chromadorea, Rhabditida, Rhabditidae.